Messenger RNA from Heteronotia binoei (common prickly gecko), 3210 nucleotides. RefSeq names its product FERM domain containing 3 (gene FRMD3). Bases 373 to 2307 code for a protein of 644 amino acids. The record is from RefSeq and is a predicted model, not a curated record. The transcript has 15 exons. Gene Ontology annotation, molecular function: cytoskeletal protein binding. NCBI's taxonomy places the organism in Eukaryota, Metazoa, Chordata, Lepidosauria, Squamata, Gekkonidae. Gene Ontology annotation, cellular component: cytoskeleton.
CCCAUCCCAGCCAGCCCACCAUAGGCGCUCCUCCUCAGCGUCUGGUGCGCGCCAAGGCCGCGCGCGCCCGGCUUGAGCGUAGCGGCGGCCCCCUUUAGGCGGGGACUGGAGCUGCCCUUGGGAAGGAAGGGAAAAGAAGGAGUUUGGACAGUGAGGAGAGCAGCCGCUGCCGCCGCCUCCUUCUUCGCUUCGGCAGCAUGAUGUUCGCCCAGCAACAGCAGCGGGAACCGCCGCCGCCACCCCCUCGAGGCUGAGUCGCCUGCCGCCGAGUGAGGCGGGCGCUCGGUCACUCCUCUGCUUUCUGUUGACCUCCCGGCGAGGCGGGCCGAGGCAAGCCGGGCUGGUCGCCGGCCCACUUCAGGGCUGCGGUGCAUGUUCUCUCCCUGCGAGUGCGUGAGGCGAGGCGGCAGGAGGACUAUGAAAAUGAUCCGGUUCCGGAGCUCGAGCAUCAGGUCUUUGAGCCAGGAGAUGAAAUGCACUAUCCGAUUGCUGGACGAUUCCGAGAUCUCCUGCCACAUCCAGAGAGAGACCAAAGGUCAGUUUCUCAUAGAUCAUGUUUGCAAUCAUUACAGUUUGUUGGAAAAGGACUACUUUGGAAUUCGGUAUGUGGAUCCUGAAAAGCAGCGGCACUGGCUUGAGCCCAACAAGUCUAUCUGCAAGCAAAUGAAAUCUCAUCCACCAUAUACCAUGUGCUUUAGAGUGAAAUUCUACCCACAUGAACCCCUGAAAAUUAAAGAAGAGCUUACCAGGUACCUCUUGUAUCUACAAAUCAAAAGAGAUAUUUUCCAUGGCCGUUUGCUGUGCUCUUUUUCUGAUGCUGCUUAUUUGGGUGCAUCUAUAGUACAAGCUGAGCUUGGUGACUAUGAUCCUGAUGAACAACUGGACAAUUAUGUUGGUGACUUCAAGAUUUUCCCCAAACAGUCCCAAAAGCUGGAAAGAAAAAUAGCUGAAAUACAUAAAAAUGAAUUCAGCGGUCAGAGACCAGCUGUUGCUGAGUUUAAUUUAUUACUGAAAGCACAUUCUUUAGAAACCUAUGGUGUUGAUCCCCAUCCUUGCAAGGAUUCAACAGGGACCACAACAUUUUUAGGAUUCACAGCUGCAGGUUUUGUAGUUUUCCAGGGGAAUAAAAGGAUACAUUUGCUAAAAUGGUCUGAUGUCUAUAAAUUAAAAUUUGAAGGGAAGACAUUUUAUGUGAUUGGAACUCAGAAGGAGAAAAAGGCUAUGUUGUCAUUCCAUACCUCUACACCAGCAGCCUGCAAGCAUCUUUGGAAGUGUGGAGUGGAAAACCAGGCUUUUUAUAAGUAUGCAAAAUCCAGCCAAAUCAAAACUAUGUCUAGCAGCAAAAUAAUUUUUAAAGGCAGUAGGUUUCGAUACAAUGGAAAAGUUGCCAAAGAGGUUGUUGAAGCAAGUUCUAAAAUCCAGAGGGAUCCUCCUGAAGUGCUAAGAACCAGCAUGAUGCAAAGUCGCAGUUUUCAUUCCUUGAACAAACAGCUCAUCAUUAAUAUGGAGCCCCUGCAACCUCUCCUUCCUUCCCCUGAUGACCAGGAAGAGGUUCCCUCUGAUGAAGGGGAAGACCCCGCCAUCAGCUCUCACCUGGUCCAGCAUGAUCCCACCCCUGUGUUUCUUCCUGGAAGUCUUGCAGCUUGGGAAUCUGGCUGUUUCUCCAGGCCCUGUGAUUCUCCCUCCCAUGUUCGUGCCCCCAGGUGUCUUGGUAUUCAGCUGCCGAAGGAAGAUGAUGUUUCAAUACCUGUGCUAUCCAACUCUCCUGCUAAGGAGACGGACGAUAGUUCAGACCUUUCCAUUGAAGAAGUGAAAAUCAAGGAGGAACCUUUAACUAUCUCUGAAUUGGUGUACAACCCAAGCACCAGCUUGCUUCCCACGCCAGUCAAUGAUGAGGAGAUUGACCUGCUAUUUCAAACCUCUCCUAGAGCAGAAAAUGAGAAAGAAGAUACAGAUUCAUUUGAGGAACUAGAGGCAGAUGAAAAUGCAUUUUUAGUUGCAGAGGAAGAGGAGCUGAAAGAAGCUCGGAAAGCUCUUAGGUGGAGCUAUAACUUUUUGAUGGGUAACAUGAAGGUAAAUGCUGUUGUGAAAAGUUUUUCCAGACUUCUUCUUGUUGGUCUUGGAAUACUGCUAGUUGUUUUCCCUCUUCUACUUGUGCUUUUGGAAUCAGAUGUUGAUAUCUCCUUUCUCCAUGAAAUCCGGCAGACGCCAGAGUUUCAGCAAUUUCACAUUGAAUAUUACUGUCCUCUUAGACAGUGGGUGGCCUGCAAAAUAAAUUUUGUUAGUCACUUGCUCGGUAGCUCUUAAAUGCUAAGAACUUAUUAUACAACUAAGGGCUAUAUUCAAAACUAGUGAAUUUCAGGCAGUACUAGGUGCUCACUCGCAAACAUCCGCAAGGCCGUCAGCAAGUAGGUCUUCAUUUUUUUAUCCAUAGUGGACUUAAAAUGCUUAAGUUUCCUUUCCACAAUCAGAUAGCUGGCUUUGCUACAUGGUGGCCUUUAAAUAACCAAAAAGCUAUUUGAUUUUUAUUAUCUGUUUUAUCAAUGACUUUGCAGAACUUCAAUUUAUUGUCUGUAUCAUUACAAGCCAUGAUAUUCUAAAUUUAAGUAUUAGUCAGAGAGAGGUGAUGCUUUUGAAUAUACUCCUUAGUGAAACAAUCUGCUAACCAAUGCCUAUACAAGCAAUGUUGAUUGCUGGGAUUUUGUUUCUUUGAUUUUUCAUUUUAAAAAAUAUUUUUAUGUGUUUACAAGAUUUUGGUAAAUUUUUAGCAAAGACAACUUCUGAAGAUAUUUAAGUGUACAGAUUGAUAAAUAAAAUGCACAAGGGCAUGUUAUGAAUUUUUAAAAUGUUUUAGCAAUUUUUUAAAAAAUUGAAGAAUAAAAAUUCUUACAGAUCUGCACAAGGUGAUGAGUAGAAGGAAGUUCAUUUAAAUGUAGGCAGGGUCUGAGGGAUGGAGAUGACGUAGCAGGUCCUCAAGGACUGGGUUUCUGGGGGCUCAACUGGACAUUCAGAAGCAAUGUGAGAUUUGCAAUAUUAUGUUUGCCUUGUUAUGUCAGUUUAGGGGCCAGGAGAACUGGCAGACAGGAGCAAAUGCUUAACCCUUCCUUUGCAUACUGAUUCUUCCUUUCAAAUGCUGCCCUGGGCCAUUUCCCAUCAGUAAGACUCCAUUGAAGAAGAUCCUGCUGGCUAUGGGGAAAUGACCUGGGGAAA